Messenger RNA from Podarcis raffonei (Aeolian wall lizard), 4805 nucleotides. RefSeq names its product dual specificity phosphatase 10 (gene DUSP10). The record is from RefSeq and is a predicted model, not a curated record. Gene Ontology annotation, molecular function: protein tyrosine/threonine phosphatase activity; MAP kinase tyrosine/serine/threonine phosphatase activity. Bases 190 to 1635 code for a protein of 481 amino acids. Gene Ontology annotation, cellular component: cytoplasm; cytosol. NCBI's taxonomy places the organism in Eukaryota, Metazoa, Chordata, Lepidosauria, Squamata, Lacertidae. Gene Ontology annotation, biological process: protein dephosphorylation; negative regulation of JUN kinase activity. The transcript has 4 exons.
CUUACGGAGAGGAGCGGUUGUGGUGCGUAGGUCGACCGCGUAGCGUCUCCUAGAAUAAAUCUGUCCUAUCUUGGGGAAGAGAGAGAGAUGCCUGUUUGGAAACAAACUGGGAAAUGCGAAAAAAUGUUGGGGAGCAAUGGGAAAUAAGAGAGCUUGAGUUCCUUUUGACUUGCCAUUCUCAGCUUCCUCAUGCCUCCAUCUCCACUAGACGACAGGGUAGUAGUGGCACUCUCCAGGCCCGUCCGACCUCAGGAUCUCAACCUUUGCUUAGAUUCCAGCUAUCUGGAUUCUGCCUCUUCUGCCAGCGAGAGCCACGUGAGUCUCCUCAGCACAGCUGUUGUGUCCCUCAAGGCUGCGAAUCUGACGUAUAUGCCCUCAUCCAACGGCUCUGCUCGCUCCUUGAGUUGUGGAUGCAGCAGUGCCAGUUGCUGCACUGUGGCAACGUACGACAAAGACAAUCAGGCCCAGACUCAAGCCAGCACCAGCAGCACUUCUGCCAACGUAGGAACCUCGACCACGUGCCCUGCUAACCAAAUGGUCAACAACAAUGAGAACUCUGGCCCAUUGAGUCCCUCCAGCGGCGUGGGGAGCCCGGUCUCGGGCCCAACCAAGCAGUUGCCUAGUGUUAAAAUCAUCUAUCCCAAUGAACUGGCAAAGAAGAUGACCAAAUGCAGCAAGACCCACCAAGGGCCGGUCAUCAUCGAUUGCCGGCCCUUCAUGGAAUACAACAAGAGCCACAUCCAAGGAGCUGUCCACAUCAAUUGCUCUGACAAGAUCAGCCGGCGAAGGCUUCAGCAGGGCAAGAUUACCGUCUUGGACUUGAUCUCUUGCCGGGAAGGCAAGGACUCCUUCAAGAGGAUCUUUUCCAAAGAAAUAGUUGUUUAUGACGAGAAUACCAAUGAGCCAAGCAGAGUCAUACCUUCGCAGCCAUUGCACAUAGUGCUGGAGUCUCUCAAGCGAGAAGGCAAGGAGCCACUGGUUCUCAAAGGUGGACUCAGCAGUUUUAAACAGAACCACGAAAACCUCUGUGACAACUCCCUCCAACUCCAAGAGUGCCCUGAAGGCGGAGGAGGGGGCGGUGCUGCUGCCGCGGUGACCUGCACGCUACCUCAGUCCAUCCCGACCACCCCAGACAUUGAGAACGCCGAGCUCACGCCCAUCUUGCCCUUCUUGUUUCUUGGCAAUGAGCACGACGCUCAGGACUUGGAGAAGAUGCAGCGGCUGAACAUCGGCUACGUCAUCAACGUCACCACUCACCUCCCUCUCUACCAUUACGAGAAAGGCUUGCUCAACUACAAGCGGCUGCCGGCCACAGACAGCAACAAGCAGAAUCUCAGGCAGUACUUCGAAGAGGCUUUCGAAUUCAUUGAGGAAGCUCACCAGUGUGGAAAAGGCCUCCUCAUUCACUGCCAGGCCGGUGUGUCCCGCUCUGCCACCAUUGUCAUCGCUUACCUUAUGAAGCACACGCGAAUGACCAUGACUGAUGCCUAUAAGUUUGUCAAAGGCAAGCGACCAAUCAUUUCUCCUAAUCUUAAUUUUAUGGGGCAGCUAUUGGAGUUUGAGGAAGAUCUGAACAACGGGGUCACGCCGCGAAUUCUCACGCCAAAGCUGAUUGGGGUAGAGACUGUCGUGUGAUGGCAAAGAAGCACGUGACUAAAAAAAGAUGUUCGUAUUCUUCACUUGACAUGGACUUGGAAGGCUUGGAUUUCCCCCCCCCCUUUUUUUUCCUUUUUAGCUUUAUUGAGAAGGGUUUAUUAUAAGACAAAACUUUGGACAGGAACCUUUUUGAAGAAAAGGUUUUAAAAAUACAAGGACUUCACAAGCGUUGGGCAAGAUACCUUUGGAAGUCCCUUCUUGAAAAGUGGAUGAUGUGGGGAUGCUUUGAAGAAACCAGUUUUAAAAGUCUCCAUGCGUGUAAGAGAGAAACUGGACACUAUAUAUUUUUUUCUUCCCUUUUUGGUUAUUCAGCUACUUGUAGAGAUUAUGACUAAGUAGUCUGUGCAGGUUCAUAGACCGAAGACAGCUAUGUUUUUCCCCCAAAAUAAAAUACAACCAGCCAAAAUAAAAAAGCGAAAAGACAACUAAAAUCCACGGGCGGCCUUGAGUUUGCAAAGGCUUUGCUAAAGAAACCCUAAGCAAAAUGCUUGCUGUGGCAAAGAAGAUCAGAGCAGCUUAAAACUAUCUGCAAAUCCCUUCUCGCCCUCUUGACUAGAGAAAAUCUUUUUAUUUGCUGUGUUUCAUCUUCUGGUACUAUUUUUCUAUUUGGGGGUUGGGGGUAGGCUAACACCAAGGGACUUGACCAUUUUACGCCAUAUGCCUUUACUGGCUUCUUGUGCAAUAAUAGUUUUGAGUAAUGGAAAGAGUUCUUUAUUUUGAGUGUUCAAACCAGUUACAGCUGGCUGCCCAUUAAUAAUAUUAAUAAUAUUUUUAAAUAGCAUAAAGGUGGCUGGCUUGAUUUAGAAGAAGGUAUACAACAACAAAAAAAGCAAUUAUUUUUUUCCCUUUUUCCGAUUCUGGUUAUAGUGCCAUACACCUUGUUAAAUAUGUAUAUCAGAAUGUACAAAGAUCAAGAACAAGCAAAGUUUAUUUAAAAUAUUUUUUCGCACAAAAUACUGGUGUGUUUUUCUGUUCAUGUAAAAAGUUUGAUUAUAAAAAUGAAAACUGUUUUAGAAAUUGUGCGUGUGUCUCCUUUCCCUUAUUUCUUUCGUGAGCGCUCCUGUGUAGUUAGCUUUCCACUUGCAAGAAGCAGCAGGGCAUGGUAAGGUGGUGGGAAGGCAGAUUGUGGCACAAGGGGAAGUACUUGCCAUGCAGAUGUUCCAUGUGGCUCCUAUCUCAUCUAAAUUCAUGUAACUAUGGCCUUGGUCCAGUGAAACCAUGGUUUGUUGGACAAAGAAUGAGUAUGAUGCCCAUAUACUUCCUUCUCCCUUUCUUUCAGGGAUAGGGAACCUGUGGUCCUCCCAAUGUUGUUCAGAGUCCAACUCUCGUCAGCUUAGCCAAUGGUCAAGAGCGAUGGGCAGUGGAGCUGGCAACAUCUGGAGGACCACAGGUUCCCCAACCCUACCUUCUGUGGUUUCUUAAAGGACAGCUUCUCAGACUUAAUAAGAAAUGGCAGGGUGUUUUUUUUUUAAGUCCUAGAUGCACAACAGAAAGGGAAGAGGAUGCAUGUUAAUAUAACUCGUUUUCAGUCGGAUAAACCAUGGUUUAUUCAGACCAAGUUCAUCUUUUCUGAAAGGGCCUGGGCAACAAGUUGAUCUGCAUGUAGAAUUGGCAUACCCCAAGCAUAUCCACCUGGCCCAGACUUCAUAUGUGUGUCCAGAUGCUCAUAUGAGAUGGCAGCUACAGGGCACACUGGUGAAUGCUGCUUUUGUGGCUACCAUGCAGUCUUAAACAGGCCUUGAGUACUCUGUAGUACAGACGUCCAAUCCCAUUUUGGGUCAAUUUUAUAUUGCUCCCAUUCUCCUUUUUCACUGCAGGUUUAUUCUGCAAGCUGCCAACUCCAGCAUUUUCCAAAGAGCUGCUAUUUUUGUGAUGAGUAUAUGUGGAGCAAGGGUUGAUUAGCUAGCUAGGUAGGGAAAAUAUUGAUUAUUGUAGGCUACAUUCACCUAGGGUUUUUAGCUAGUGGUUUUUCACACAUCGCUAACACUUGCCAAGCACAUUCACUGAUCCCUAGUUGUCCGCAUACCUGAAGGGAGAAUUUCAAAGCAUAUAGUCCAUAUGCUUGAAUGUUGAAGGUAUGCUUUCUGGAUGAGACAUAGACAUAACUGGUGGUUGAAGACUUGCUUCCUCCUUCUCUUCUCCAGUUCCCCUCAGUAAUAUAUCACAGCUUCUAUAGCCUACAUAUAGUAGGGGUAUUUAAAAUGAGAGUCGUCAUAGCAUCCUCUUUUUUUGCUCUUCAAAAUAUGGCAACCCUAGGAGGUAUCCAUGCCUCCAUUUUAAGUAUUAAGAGAUGAAUCAGUAACAUGAGGGAUUUCCUCAGUAAUAUGGGAUUUCCUCUCAGUCAGCAGCCUGCUAACCAAUUACCGUUUUGCACCACUUGGAGCAUUUUGCACAUUAAAAAAAAAAAAACAUGAUUCAAUUGCAUCUGCUAGUAUUUAAAUUGGGGAAACAGCAAGAUAGUAGCAGAAUGGAGGCUCAGUAACAAUCCAUUCCAUGGAAAACACUGCAGAGCCUUGCUUUCCCCAUUUAUCCACUAGUUCGCUGACUAAUUUUAACACCCACAUGGAAAUGGCCUUUUGGUGUCCAGCUCCUUGUGCUUUUGAAUAGUUUUUUGCGUUUGAGCUAUAGCUGACUUCAUUUGCCCACCCAGCCUUAUUUUUUUUUUGCCAUGGUCACAUCAGUGUGAGAUGCGGCUUAUAAAGUGGGCAUUUAUCACUGAUCUCUCAUUUAGAUGUGCUAGUCUUUGCUCCCUUUGCCAGUCCAAAGCUUGGAUAUAAUCCAUGGUAAAGUUCUGCUGCUUGUGCCAUUAAAAUGAGUGCUUUUAUGCAGUUCCCAUUCAUUUCAAUGGAGCAUGCUGAAGAACUUCCCAGUGAAUUGUGCCUCCCAUUAGUAUGAAUUUGGAAUGAUUAGAGAGAUGUUCCAGUUAGAUGACCUUUGUGGGAUUUUUGUACUACAGUGAAGGCUCCCCACCCCACUGCUUCAGAUCAAAUUCUGUACAAGCAGAAUAAAGUGAAGUGAGGUGUGUCAAAAGAACACUGUGUAUAUUGACCCCAGAUGUGUAAAUUGCUGUGCACUUUUACUCAACAAUGUUGUUACUAUACAUAUAUUUUCUUGAAAUUUUAUGCCUUUAUUAAACUAUUUUUAUACAA